Messenger RNA from Triticum turgidum subsp. durum (durum wheat), 2496 nucleotides. The record is from the annotation of a GenBank genome assembly. Lineage: Eukaryota; Viridiplantae; Streptophyta; Magnoliopsida; Poales; Poaceae.
AUGGACAUGGAUGGUCCCGACGACUGGGUCUGGGUGCGCCGGCCGGCGGAGGAGGAAUCGUGGCGUCCAUGGACGGCCGAGGAGGAGGAGGAGCGGCCGCUCAAGGUGACGUUCUCGUCGCCGGCCGAGUACUUCACGGACGCGGCGCCGAUCGGCAACGGCAGCCUCGGCGCCAUGGUUUGGGGCGGGGUCUCCUCCGACAAGCUCCAGCUUAACCAUGAUACACUAUGGACCGGCGUGCCAGGGAACUACACCGACCCAAAGGCACCGGGUGUUCUUGCGGAGGUGAGGGGAUUGGUCGACCAAGGAAGGUUCGCCGACGCCACGGCUUCAGCCAAGGGCCUUUUCGGUGGACAGUCCGAGGUAUACCAACCUCUUGGUGACUUAAAUAUCGAGUUCAGCACCUCGGAUGAGGUGUAUGAUUCUUACAAAAGAGAGCUUGAUCUACAUACGGCGACUGCUCUGGUCACAUACGUCGUCGGGGGAGUGCAGUACACAAGGGAGCACUUCUGCUCGAAUCCACAUCAAGUCAUCGUCACCAGGUUCUCAGCAAGCACACCAGGCCAUGUCUCCUGCACACUGUCCUUAAGCAGUCAGUUAAGCCACAGCGUCACUGUAACCAAUGAAAACGAGAUGAUCAUGGAAGGUAUAUGUCCAGGUCAGAGGCCUGGGAUGGGAGACAACGGUGGCGAUAAUGCAACUGGCAUUAGGUUUACAGCUUCUCUGGGUUUGCAGAUGGGUGGGAGCGCGGCAAAAGCUACAGUGCUGAAUGACCAAAAGUUGAGGCUUGACAGUGCAGAUUGGGUUGUUUUCGUAGUUGCCGCAGCAUCGUCGUUCGAUGGGCCACUUGUUAAUCCUGCAGACUCCAAAUUAGAUCCCACAUCUCUAGCUCUCAGUACGCUGAGUAACAGCAGGAACUUCACAUUUGAUCAACUUAAAGCAGCCCAUUUGGAUGAUUAUCAGAGCCUUUUUAACCGCGUGACCAUACAACUUUCACGAGGAUUGAACGACGCAUCCACUUCGGUGGCUCGAAAAGAUAGACCAGAAGAAGUUGCUGAAAACAUCAGGACAUCAGCAGAUAGGGUGAAGAGUUUUAGUACUGAUGAGGAUCCUUCUCUGGUUGAACUCUUAUUUCAGUAUGGUCGCUAUCUCCUCAUUUCCUGCUCCCGGCCUGGAACUCAGGUUUCUAAUCUGCAAGGAAUCUGGAGCCAAGAUAUUGCACCUGAGUGGGAUGCAGCUCCCCAUCUGAACAUAAAUCUACAGAUGAAUUACUGGCCAGCACUUACUUGCAACCUUAGUGAAUGCCAGGAACCAUUAUUUGAUUUCCUAGGAUCGCUUGCGGUUAACGGGAGUAAAACAGCAAAAGUCAAUUACCAAGCAGGUGGAUGGGUAACACAUCAUGUGUCGGAUAUAUGGGCAAAAUCAUCGGCGUUUCUUAAGAAUCCAAAGCAUGCUGUGUGGCCUAUGGGAGGGGCCUGGUUGUGCACACACCUGUGGGAGCAUUACCAGUUUUCACUGGACAAAGACUUUUUGGAAAACACGGCAUAUCCAUUGCUGGAAGGCUGUGCCAACUUUCUGGUUGACUGGUUGAUUGAAGGACCUGGAGGUUAUCUGGAAACCAAUCCUUCAACUUCUCCGGAGCAUGCUUUCGUAGCUCCUGAUGGUAAGCCAGCAAGCGUGAGUUACUCGACAACAAUGGACAUCACAAUCAUUCGGGAGGUUUUCCUUGCAGUCCUUGCAUCCGCUGAGCUUUUGGGAAAAGCUGAUAUUGAUUUGGUUGAGAGAAUCAAGAAAGCGCUCCCAAGACUUCCUCCCAUACAAUUUGCAAGAGAUCGUACCAUCAUGGAGUGGGCACUGGAUUUUAAGGACCCAGAAGUCCAACAUAGGCACGUGUCGCAUCUCUUUGGGCUUUACCCUGGACAUACUAUAGCCAUGGAUAAUGAUCCUGAUGUUUGUGAAGCUGUUGCCAAUAGCCUUUACAAAAGAGGUGAAGAUGGCCCCGGAUGGUCAACUACAUGGAAAAUGGCGUUGUGGGCGCGUCUUCUGAACAGUGAAAAUGCAUACAGAAUGGUUUUAAAGCUGAUCACCUUGGUUCCUCCCGGUGGUAAGGUUGAGUUUGAAGGAGGACUCUAUACCAAUUUGUGGACAGCACACCCACCAUUCCAAAUCGACGCAAACUUCGGAUUUGCAGCUGCCAUUGCCGAAAUGUUGAUCCAGAGCACACAGAGUGACCUAUACUUGCUCCCCGCUCUACCGAGAGAUAAGUGGCCCAUGGGCAGCGUCAAAGGGCUGAAGGCCCGUGGCGAUGUAACUGUUGACAUCCGCUGGAAGGAAGGGGAGCUUCAUGAAGCGGUGCUAUGGUCGUCAAAUGAUCGAAAUACAGUCGCAAGGCUGCAUUAUGGCAAAGAGGUUGCUGCCGUGACGGUUCGUCGUGGUAUUGUUUACAGGUUCGGUAGUGGAUUGCGAUGUCUGGAGACAUGGCCACUCUGCAAAUGA